Xyrauchen texanus (razorback sucker) is the source of this 2789-nucleotide messenger RNA. Its product is annotated as transcription factor AP-2-alpha. The record is from RefSeq and is a predicted model, not a curated record. Gene Ontology annotation, molecular function: RNA polymerase II transcription regulatory region sequence-specific DNA binding; DNA-binding transcription factor activity, RNA polymerase II-specific. Bases 403 to 1665 code for a protein of 420 amino acids. The transcript is spliced from 7 exons. Gene Ontology annotation, cellular component: nucleus. Gene Ontology annotation, biological process: regulation of transcription by RNA polymerase II; anatomical structure development; regulation of cell population proliferation. NCBI's taxonomy places the organism in Eukaryota, Metazoa, Chordata, Actinopteri, Cypriniformes, Catostomidae.
UUCAGUCCGCCUUGAGUUGCUUCCUCGCUUCACGCUCGAUUUCCGACCAUUCUUCCCUUAUUAAGUAUUCGUGUAAUAUUAAUAAUCAUGAAUAUCUACUAUUAGGAGUGUAUGGCAAGAGACAUAAUGUGCUAACAUGAGCUCAAGCGAGGGAACAGUUCACUGACAGAGCCGGGAGAGGCCAACGGGAUCUAAGAAACUUUAGAGAAAAACUGUGCAUUUAAAGAGCACAUGAAGAAAAGUGGGAAUUUACCCAGAUUCUGGUGGAUUAUCGCUUUAUGUGAACGCCGGUCACCGUUACUUCGCCCUGCAUUUGUUAUUGGCUUGAUUUCAUUUGCGUAUUCUUAUUCGUUUUGUCCCUUCGAAAUUCUUGUGUUGUGAAAUCCUCGGAAAUCUUCGCAGAUGUUAGUGCACAGUUUUUCCGCGAUGGAUCGCCACGACGGGACCAGCAACGGAACUGCCCGGUUACCUCAACUGGGCAGCGUGGGUCAGUCUCCGUACAGCAGCGCUCCUCCACUCUCUCACACGCCCAACUCAGAUUUCCAGCCGCCAUACUUUCCGCCACCCUACCAGCCCAUUUACCCGCAGUCUCAGGACCCUUACUCUCACGUUAACGACCCGUACUCCAUCAACUCUCUGCACGCCCAGCCACAGCCGCAGCACCCGGGCUGGCCCGGCCAGCGGCAGAGUCAGGAGAGCAGCCUGCUGCACCAGCACCGCGGGCUUCCGCAUCAGCUGUGCCGAGAGUACCGCAGAGAAGUGCUGCUGCCGUCGGGUCACGGCAUCGAGACCGGACUCACGGAUUCAAUCCCAAUACAUGGAAUACCUCACUCUUUAGAAGAUGUUCAGCAUGUUGAAGAUCAGGGAAUUCACAUCCAAGACCAAACAGUAAUCAAGAAAGGUCCCGUUUCCAUGUCCAAGAACAGUAAUGUCUCUGCCAUACCGAUAAAUAAGGACGGACUUUUUGGCGGUGUGGUAAACCCUAACGAAGUGUUCUGUUCGGUUCCGGGUCGUCUGUCUCUUCUCAGCUCAACAUCAAAAUACAAGGUCACAGUAGCGGAGGUGCAGAGACGCCUCUCUCCGCCUGAGUGCCUGAACGCCUCUCUGCUCGGCGGGGUCUUGAGGAGGGCCAAAUCUAAGAACGGAGGAAGAUCCUUAAGAGAGAAAUUGGAUAAAAUCGGAUUAAAUCUGCCGGCAGGGAGACGCAAGGCCGCCAAUGUUACCCUUCUGACGUCACUGGUGGAAGGUGAAGCUGUACAUCUGGCCAGAGAUUUUGGUUAUGUAUGCGAGACUGAGUUUCCAGCCAAGGCGGUAGCUGAAUAUGUGAACCGACAGCAUUCCGACCCAAAUGAACAAGUCCAAAGAAAAAACAUGUUAUUGGCUUCGAAACAAAUCUGCAAAGAGUUCACGGACCUGCUCUCGCAAGACCGCUCACCCUUGGGGAAUUCACGUCCACAGCCCAUUCUCGAGCCCGGGAUUCAGAGCUGUUUGACCCACUUCAGUCUUAUUUCGCACGGAUUCGGGACUCCAGCCAUGUGCGCGGCCCUCACGGCGCUGCAGAACUAUCUGACGGAGGCCAUUAAAGCCAUGGACAAAAUGUACCUGAACAACAACCACAACGAGACGGGCUCGAAAGGAGAUAAAGAUGAGAAACACAGAAAGUGAUGUCCACCCACCACAUCCCAAUUUCAUUAUGACAAAACACUCUAGUGAGCAAGAUUGACGCGCCGCGUCCUGAUCUUGACAUUUUGAAACACGUUUGUUUUUAUUAAAUAAUAAUAAUAAUAAUAAACAAUUGACCUUGAGAUUCGUGGAAAGGGUAUUCACCAAUCAAAAUAAAAGCAGAGAGUGGCAAUGAGAGGAGUACAGAUCUGCCACAGCAAGACUUUUCGUGAACUCCCUUUUUUAUGAGUUCAACAUACUGAAAUCCAGCGAUUUCUCUUCAAUUUCUCCAUAUACGAUUGUAGCCAUGUGGCAACAAGAAGCCGAAAGCGGAUGAUUUUCUAUCAGUAUUGUGAAUAAUAAACUUGAAAAUAGAAAAUAACAAAAUCUACAGUUCCAUGCCAUGAAUUCAAUGUAUUGACUUUUCACUCCAGCGACCAACUUGAACUUUGAAUCUCAACACGAUUCGCGGUUAUCAGAUGGAAUCUGUGUUCAUGUAGGCUAUGUAUAUAUUUAUUUAUGUGUAAUUUAAUGGGAAUUGUAAAUAUGGUACGUCUGUUCAAACUUUUCUUUUCUUUUCUUUUUAUCUGGUGCCUCCUGUUUUAGUGGGUUUGAAUAUUCGCUUAGUCCUUCAUGUGGUUUUAUGGUUCUUAGAAAACAGAAGUUUGGGGUAUUCUUCUCUGGGAUAUUUCAAUUCAGCCCUCUUGUAGCAUGUUGAGGCGACAUUGAAGCAAGUGAACAAAUUGAAAAUAAAUAAACAUCCAUUUCUCUAUAUAUUAUCCUUAUGUCAUUCAGUUUAAUUCGAAAACUGUCAUUUCAGAGACCCUUACGAUGCUAGUUUUGUGUUUCUAUCUUCUUGUUUUUAUACUAGCUUUUUAUGUGUUUUGCCACCUCUUGUUAUUCCCUCAAGCACCACAGAGCAAUAAAUGGAUAUUGUCUUAUGAAUUCUUUCUUUUUUCCCUUUCGAAUAAAUUCACAUCAUUUGGGACCAUCUGAUAUCUUGUAUGUCCACUGUCUAAAUUUGAGGCGGUUUAAUCUGCAUUGCAUAACCCUGUGCUGGCAAUAGCUCCCAUGCCUGUCAAUGUAUUAUAGUUCUUUGUUGCCCAGAAAAAAAUAAUAAAUAUUUG